Molecule: messenger RNA, 1194 nt
Organism: Prunus armeniaca (apricot)
Lineage: Eukaryota; Viridiplantae; Streptophyta; Magnoliopsida; Rosales; Rosaceae
Source: the annotation of a GenBank genome assembly
AUGCCGCAAUUGAAGAAGGCUCAAUCCACUGGUGGCAACAGUGACUCUCAAGGUCAUCGGGGGUCAUUUUCUCCUUCGGUCCAUCAUGUUGAUGCCACUCCUGUGGCCACUACAGCUCCUCCAUCAUACAACCUUACCGCAGCACAAUACCAGAGCUUCCUUGCUCUCCUCAAUCAAAACAAACCCACAAUUUUGGCUAAUCAUGUUAGCACUGCUUCCAGCACCAGCGAUCUCUCAGGUAACACCUUAUGUGCCUCUGCUUUCAUUAGUGGACUCAACUGGAUUUUUGAUACUGGUGCCACCGAUCACAUGGUUUGUUUGCCUAAGUUGUUGACUACAUGCACUCAAGUCUCUAAUCGUCAAGUGUACCUUCCUGAUCAUGCCCUUGUCAAUGACCGACGUUCGAGGAAGAUGAUUGGGACGGGAAUUGAGAGGGAAGGUCUCUACUAUCUUGAUACUGCGAAGACAGCUGGGUGCAAUUUCGUUUCAGCCCUUGUUCCUUCUUCUUCUCAACUUUGGCAUCAAUGCCUUGGAAUUUUACAUCACACUAGUUGUGUCUCCACUCCACAGCAAAAUGGAGUAGCCGAAAGAAAACACCGACAUCUUCUCAAUGUUGCCCAAGCUUUACUCUUCCAAGCCAAACUUCCUAAGAAAUUUUGGGGGGAUGCCAUACUCACUGCCACAUAUCUUAUCAACUGCACUCCUACACAAGUUCUUAAAGGAAAAACUCCCGACGAAAUCCUUUUUCGAAAACCCCCAGUCUAUGACCACUUGAGGGAUGUCAUCUUUCAUGAAACUACUUUCCAUUUUCCAUCUUCCGCUACCGACUCUUCUCUUGUCUUCCCAACUUCUCAUCCCACCCAUUUUGAUGAUGCCCCAACUCCUGGACUUAAUUCUCUUAGUUCACAGUUUCCAGUGCCUGACCUUGCGCUGGAAACACUUCCAGCGCCUGCCCCUAAGCUUCCAGCACCUCACCUUGCGCUUCCAGCAUCUGACUUUACCCUUCCAGCACCUGAUCUUGCACUUCCAGCACCUGAUCUUGUGCUUCCAGCACCUCCAUCUCCUCUUGCACUGGUGUCUCCACCACUGCCCCGACGUACCACCAGGCCCAGUUAUCUUCAGCAGUAUCAUGUCAACAUAAAAUUACCUGCCCGGUCUCUCCCAUCAUCUAACUCGGCGUCGAUUGAACCCUAA